UCGAUUCACCACUAUAAAUAAUCUCGAAUCCCCCAUCAUAGCUUAUUCCUUACUUCAUUCUUCGUCACCCUAGCCGCUUAACUUGCCUGCGAUAUCUCUGAGAUUUACUUGACAAGUAACCAUGGGUAAAGAGAAGUUUCACAUCAACAUUGUGGUCAUUGGCCACGUCGAUUCUGGUAAAUCGACCACCACUGGACACUUGAUCUACAAGUUGGGAGGUAUUGACAAGCGUGUCAUUGAGAGGUUCGAGAAGGAGGCUGCUGAGAUGAACAAGAGGUCUUUCAAGUACGCAUGGGUUUUGGACAAACUUAAGGCUGAGAGAGAGCGUGGUAUCACCAUUGACAUUGCUCUCUGGAAGUUCGAGACCACCAAGUACUACUGCACUGUCAUUGAUGCUCCUGGCCAUCGUGAUUUCAUCAAGAACAUGAUCACUGGUACCUCUCAGGCCGAUUGUGCUGUCCUUAUCAUUGACUCCACCACUGGUGGUUUUGAGGCUGGUAUCUCCAAGGAUGGUCAGACCCGUGAGCAUGCUCUCCUUGCUUUCACCCUUGGUGUCAAGCAAAUGAUCUGCUGUUGUAACAAGAUGGAUGCCACCACCCCCAGGUACUCCAAGGCCAGGUACGAUGAAAUCAUCAAGGAGGUGUCUUCCUACUUGAAGAAGGUUGGUUACAACCCCGACAAAAUCCCGUUUGUGCCCAUCUCUGGAUUCGAGGGAGACAACAUGAUUGAGAGGUCCACCAACCUUGACUGGUACAAGGGACCAACUCUCCUUGAGGCUCUUGACCAGAUCAACGAGCCCAAGAGGCCAUCAGACAAGCCCCUUCGUCUCCCACUUCAGGAUGUCUACAAGAUUGGUGGUAUUGGAACGGUGCCAGUGGGACGUGUUGAGACUGGUAUGAUCAAGCCUGGUAUGGUCGUGACCUUUGCUCCCACAGGGUUGACCACUGAGGUCAAGUCUGUUGAGAUGCACCACGAGUCUCUUCUUGAGGCACUUCCCGGUGACAAUGUUGGGUUCAAUGUUAAGAAUGUUGCCGUGAAGGAUCUUAAGAGAGGGUACGUCGCCUCCAACUCAAAGGAUGACCCUGCCAAGGGAGCAGCCAACUUCACCUCCCAGGUCAUCAUCAUGAACCACCCUGGUCAGAUUGGUAACGGUUACGCCCCAGUCCUCGAUUGCCACACCUCACACAUUGCAGUCAAGUUCUCUGAGAUCUUGACCAAGAUUGACAGGCGUUCUGGUAAGGAGAUUGAGAAGGAGCCCAAAUUCUUGAAGAAUGGUGAUGCUGGUAUGGUGAAGAUGACUCCGACCAAGCCCAUGGUUGUGGAGACCUUCUCUGAGUACCCACCCCUUGGACGUUUUGCCGUGAGGGACAUGAGGCAGACUGUUGCAGUCGGUGUCAUCAAGAGCGUGGACAAGAAGGACCCAACCGGAGCCAAGGUUACCAAGGCUGCCGUCAAGAAGGGUGCGAAGUGAACCAUCUUCAAAAACCUAUCUUCCGCAGGUGAAUCAAAGGACAAUGUUAGUUUUUUUACACUAGUUUGGUAUCUGGUCGCUUGUCUGUGUUCCUGUUUCGUUAUUUCCCCAUCAGAGCGUUGUUCUCGUAAUUGGGUUCUUGAUCGGAGGUGGCGGAGCUAAGCAAACAUGCUUCCUUGUUUUUGCUUUUUAUUUGUUUUCUCAUUGUGAACUUUUUUUGGAAUUUUAUUUUAUGAAUAUUGUCACUGCGGUUAUUAUCUUCUUAUCUAGCCAAUUUUUCUCCUGUUGCAUAAA
Messenger RNA from Arabidopsis lyrata subsp. lyrata, 1765 nucleotides. RefSeq names its product elongation factor 1-alpha 1-like. The transcript is spliced from 3 exons. Gene Ontology annotation, biological process: translation; translational elongation. Gene Ontology annotation, molecular function: GTP binding; translation elongation factor activity; GTPase activity. Bases 122 to 1471 code for a protein of 449 amino acids. The record is from RefSeq and is a predicted model, not a curated record. NCBI's taxonomy places the organism in Eukaryota, Viridiplantae, Streptophyta, Magnoliopsida, Brassicales, Brassicaceae.